CUGGGCAGGUUCUCCAAACAUGGGAAACAAGCCUGUGAAGCAAGAAAGCGAAGAAAUUUUCUUGAAAGUUGCUCCGUUGGACCGUACAUAUGUUAGGUGGCUUGCUCGAGAUCUUGAGAGGAUUCACGGCUUUACACCAGCUAAACCUCGUGCUGUGAAGCCCCCAGAUCAUUAUAUUGAGUACAUGCAUCUGAAUGGAUGGUUGGAUGUGGACUUGGCUGAUCCUGAUCUAGCCCAUUUAUUCAAGUAGAUAGUGAAGGUGAUGUACUUAAAAGAAAUAUUUGGGGGGAAAAAAAGAUUUCCUUUGAACUAAAUCAUUGUUUAGUAUUACUGGAUUGGAAUUUGAGUAUAUAUCAGGAGUUGUAAGAUACCGCAAAUUUAUAUUUGAAUGAAGCAUCUCAAAUCAAAA
Molecule: messenger RNA, 409 nt
Organism: Prunus avium (sweet cherry)
Lineage: Eukaryota; Viridiplantae; Streptophyta; Magnoliopsida; Rosales; Rosaceae
Source: RefSeq, a predicted model, not a curated record